GCCUUCUCGAUUGAAUUUUUAACUGAAAUUUGGUAUGGGUAAACUAGACUUAAUGAAGAAGAUGCUCAAAAAAUGUCAUCAAAAAUUCCACCGGAAACCACCUCAAAUGGCGACAUCCAGACAAAGCCUCCUGUAAAAGGGCUUAUUUGCACUUUUUAUGAAAGUUCGAGGGCUUAUUUGAUAGUUCUCUCAUAAUUUUAUUUUAAAGUUUUACUAUAUUAUGGUGACGUUGAUAAGUAAUUAGUUUGAAUACUUUAUUGUUUACUCAAUAUUUUGUUAGCGUAGCAAUAGUUUUUUAUAUACAUAAGACAAGAACCGAGAAUUCGGACAGAACCGACUUCUUUCAAACGGGGCAGGUAUGGUCAAACCGACGAUCUCUAAACAUUCAUCAAUUAUCCGGACCAAUCCGGGUCAUGCCUACCUACCCCUAUCUCCACCCAUACUUCUCAAGUAUUAAUUUAUUUUUCAAGAAUAUUUCCAGAUUAAAAAAAAAUUAUGAAACUCAGGAUGGGCUCACCAUGGAUUGGCCCAAUUCUAAUAGUACCUAUGGGUGGUUCAAGAAAUUGAAAGUCGGACUGAAGAAAUUGAACUACAGACCCCAAAAUCAAUUUCGUUCAGAGGUGGUAAACUGCUCACUCAUGCUACUGAGUAUCGUAGUAUGGUACUUGCAGGGCACUGUUAAUCAUGGUUUAUGGCUCCAGUCCAAUCCUGAUAUAUCUCUUAUUGUUGCUUAUUCUGAUGCGGAUUGGGCUGGUUGUCCGGACAGUAGUCGCUCUACCACAGGUUAUGUCGUCUUUUUGGGUAGCAAUUUAAUUUCUUGGAGGUCCAAGAAGCAACCAACACUGUCCAAGUCGUCUACUGAGGCUGGGUACCGUGCCAUUGCUUAUACAGUCCAGGACACUCUCUUCAUUCGCUCCUUGUUGGCAGAUAUGGGUAUUACUAUUUCGGCCCCUGUCCAACUUCGAUGUGAUAAUGUUUCUGCCUCCUAUCUUGUUGUCAAUCAUAUACAUCAUGACCGCAGUAAGCAUAUAAAGAUAGACUAUCAUUUUGUCAGAGAACGAGUUGCUCAUGGAGAUCUAGUGGUUAAAUAUGUUCCUACACAGCUGCAGUUGGCAGACAUCUUCACAAAGAGUUUAUCUAGUCAACGUUUUGAGUUUUUACGUGUCAGUCUGCGCGUUGUUUCCCCUGCACAGAUUGAGGGGUUGUAAUAAUAUAUAAUAGAGGACAUAUUUGUAAUUUUACUAUUCCUUGGUUAUUAUAAAUACAGAGUUGGGCACCCUAUUAGGGUAAGCCAUUAUUUCCC
Messenger RNA from Cuscuta europaea, 1303 nucleotides. The record is from the annotation of a GenBank genome assembly. NCBI's taxonomy places the organism in Eukaryota, Viridiplantae, Streptophyta, Magnoliopsida, Solanales, Convolvulaceae.